Messenger RNA from Diversispora eburnea, 1572 nucleotides. The record is from the annotation of a GenBank genome assembly. NCBI's taxonomy places the organism in Eukaryota, Fungi, Glomeromycota, Glomeromycetes, Diversisporales, Diversisporaceae.
AUGAAAGCAAAAUCAAAUCUUGUUCGUAUCGGUUGCUAUAGCGCAUUCUGGGGUGAUUCCGUUUCUGCGGCAACCCAAUUAAUCAAAGCUAAAGGUUUAGAUUAUUUGGUUGCCGAUUAUCUUGCAGAAGUAACAAUGGGUAUUUUAGCUCGACGUCGUAAUCAAAGUAAUCAAAAAUCAUCAAAUAAUGAAGAAGGAAAAGAUUUAGGUGGAGCAGGUGAAGGCGGUUAUAUUGCUGAAUUUAUUUCUUUUGUUCUUAAACAAAAUUUACCUGAUAUCAUUAAACGUAAAAUUAAGAUUGUAACUAAUGCGGGAGGUUUAGAUCCUUUAGCGUGUAAAUUAGCUAUUGAAAGUGCUAUUCAAAAAGCUGGUAUUAAAGAAGGACAAAUUAUUGUGGCAGCAAUUACUGGUGAUGAUAUUUUAAAUCGAAAAAAUGAAUUAAAAAAUGAUUUCAAAAAAUUUAGUCAUAUUUAUGAUAAUGAAACAGAUUCAGAAUCUUAUCCCAGUGAUAAAGAAAAAGAAAUUAUUUCAUUAAAUGCAUAUUUAGGAGCUUUUCCAAUCGCUAAAGCUUUAGAUGAAGGAGCUACAAUAGUUGUUACAGGAAGAUGUGUAGAUAAAUGUGGUUGUCAAGUUACUGGAGGAAAUUUUACAGAUUGGGAACAAAGUGUUUUCUCACCAAAUGGUGGAUGGAUAAAUAUGGGAUAUCCUAUUAUAGAAUGUUUUUCAAAUGGUGAAUUUAUUGUUACCAAACCAAGAGAAACUGGAGGGUUAGUAACAACUUCCACAGUAGGUGAACAAAUGUUAUAUGAAAUAUUAGAUCCUGGUUCUUAUAUUUUACCUGAUGUAAUUUUAGAUAUGAGAAAUGUAAAAUUAAAACAAAUAGAUGUAAAUAAAGUAUUAGUAACUGGUGCAAAAGGAAGACCCCCCACUGAUAGUUUAAAAUUAUCAGGAAUUUAUCAAGAUGUAGCUCAUUCAAUUCUUCUUAGAACGCGUAUAAUAUUAGCUAAACUUAAGUUUAAAGAUCUUCGUAAUCUCAAUGUUGAAACAUUGGGAGCAGAACAUAUUUAUGGAAUACAUGCUAGAACUCGUGAUACUCGCGAAGUUGUUUUGAAUAUUACCGCAGUUACAUCCAUGGCACCAGGAAUUACUGGUCGACCUCAUCCAUCUCCAUGUCUUGUACAUUUCUCUUGCCUUUUACCAAAAAGCAAAGUUUCAGCAAUUGUUACAGUAGGAAAUAAGUCACCUCUGAUCGUAACAUUUGAUGAUCUCGCCAAAAUUUCGGAAAUUCCCGAAUCUCCUGAGAUUCAAGAAAAUUUUAAUAUAAAUAAUUUUAAUAUAUUAGUGAAAAUUCCUUUAAUAAAAUUAGCAUGGGGUCGAAGUGGAGAUAAGGGUGAUACUUGUAAUAUUGGAAUAGUCAAAAGAUAUGAAUUACCUGGAAUUAAUGGAUUAAAUUUUGUUUUAACUAAAAGAGGAUUGAGUUCCUUGCGAAUUGAUAGACAAGGAAAAACUUAUGCACAAAUGCUUUUAAGUUUUAAAGUUGUUGCACCAGCAGGAUUAUUUGCAAAACUUUAA